This is a messenger RNA of Aspergillus tanneri, 855 nucleotides long. RefSeq names its product MYB DNA-binding domain protein. Bases 1 to 855 code for a protein of 284 amino acids. The record is from RefSeq and is a predicted model, not a curated record. Gene Ontology annotation, biological process: regulation of DNA-templated transcription. Gene Ontology annotation, cellular component: nucleus. Gene Ontology annotation, molecular function: DNA-binding transcription factor activity, RNA polymerase II-specific; RNA polymerase II cis-regulatory region sequence-specific DNA binding. The transcript has 2 exons. Lineage: Eukaryota; Fungi; Ascomycota; Eurotiomycetes; Eurotiales; Aspergillaceae.
AUGAUUGCGUUACAAAACCAAGCUAUCCUGCCCCCCGCCAAAGUGGAUAUCUCACUACUACUGAAGCCCCAAGAUGAAGAGGAAGCUACCCCCGUGACUGCUGCGUCGACAUUUCCCCCAAUUCCAAUCCAACCAGAUCCAGUGACAUCGGUUCCUUCCGUGGCUCCCCUUACGGCGAAGACCCCAGUGUCUGUCCCGGCAAAGCGCCUGCAACCAGCUCAUACAGCGGAGUCUCCCGCCAAGAAGCAGUCAAAGUGGUCGCCUGAAGAAGAUGCGCUGAUUAUCGAGCUGCGGGGUAGCGGUAUGAAGUGGGAGGAUAUCAGCAGACGACUCCCUGGGCGAAGUGCCAUCAGCUGUCGUCUUCAUUACCAGAAUUAUUUGGAACGUAGGAGUGAGUGGGACGAGGAUAAAAAGAACAAGCUUGCAAGACUAUACGAAAGAUUCAAGGCGGAAAUGUGGUCAAAAGUGGCAGAAGAAAUGGCAAUACCAUGGCGAGCUGCAGAGGCUAUGCAUUGGCAACUAGGAGAACAAGAAAUGGCGCGCAGAGCUGGUGUAGUUCCUUUCUCAUUGUCAAGUACAGCAAUUGAUCCGCCAGCCCCACGGGCUCGGAGAGCCAGCACGUCUCUAUCUCGACCACGAAAAGGAUCUACAUCUCGUCCAGCACCCCCUCCGCAACUCCCUUCCGUUGAAGAACUAACGGCGGGAGUCCCAGCAUAUGCGCCGCCGCCGCCGCCGCCGCCGAGUUUUCCCGCCCAACGAGAAGCUUAUCGGAUAGGGCAUCCGUUGGACUUAAGCAGCAGCCACAGCGGACACUUAGGGUCAAAUCUUGGUCUUCCUCCUCGAACCCUUCCUUAG